This is a messenger RNA of Harmonia axyridis, 745 nucleotides long. RefSeq lists its product as uncharacterized. NCBI's taxonomy places the organism in Eukaryota, Metazoa, Arthropoda, Insecta, Coleoptera, Coccinellidae. The record is from RefSeq and is a predicted model, not a curated record. The coding region runs from base 47 to 538 and encodes 163 amino acids. The transcript has 3 exons.
UAUUAUUUUCAGUAUCAAGAAAAGUUCGAACCUCAUAUUUCCUAUCAUGCGGUCCAUUUCAUUUAUGUCUCUUAUCAUCAUAUCAACUUUGAUCCUAUUUUUUCCUCUAUCAUCAAAAUGUAAUCCUGAUGAGAAGAAUUGGCUUGAUCGAUGUGACAUCAAUAGAUUAAAGGAAAGGCCUCCUGAAAUACCCUCUGCUACUUCCCUUCCUUAUACAACAACAACAAAGAAGAAGGGCAUAUUCUGGUGGUGGAAAGACAAAGGUUUUCCUCUUAGACCAAUGGCUCAUGAGAAAGAAAUUUUUGAAAUAUUAAAAGAAAAGCUGAUGGAAGAGGUAGGGGUUUGUCUGAAGAACUGGAUCCUUGGACUAAUGAUGCGAGGGCUUUUCGUGACUAUAACUAUGAUUAUGAAUAUCAGAACCAUGAAGGAAUCCCACCAUACGAAUCUCAUAAAUCAGAUUAUCCAAAGUAAUGAGUCGUUUAUGUUGUCUACAUAUUCUACUCUUGAAACAACACUUUGCAAAUACAAAUUAUUAUGAAUAUAAAGAAUUUUGAAAAAAGGGUUUUUGAAUUACACUCAUUUCCUGCAACGUUUUCUUCAACUGAUAAUCCUCAUAAUAAUCAUGUUCGUAAAAAUAUAUCACUUCAAAAGUACUCUCACAUAUGAGGUUCCAUAUCUAAUUUGGAAAAUAAAUAAAUAAUCCAAAGUAUUUAGUCUUCCAUAUUUUCUUCAUAUUCUGCUAUUG